Molecule: messenger RNA, 633 nt
Organism: Orycteropus afer afer
Lineage: Eukaryota; Metazoa; Chordata; Mammalia; Tubulidentata; Orycteropodidae
Gene: EFCAB9
Product: EF-hand calcium binding domain 9
Exons: 4
Coding region: 1-633 (210 amino acids)
Biological process (GO): flagellated sperm motility; sperm capacitation
Cellular component (GO): sperm principal piece; cytoplasm
Molecular function (GO): calcium ion sensor activity
Source: RefSeq, a predicted model, not a curated record
AUGAAACUGAAGCAAGGAUCUUUUCUGUGGUACCUCUAUCUGGACAAAAUAUACUGCUUAUUAUCUGUGAGAAAUGUGAGGGCCUUGAUGGAAUAUUUUCACCUUCUUGAUGUGCACCAUAAGAACACCUUGAAUGAUGUGGUGUUCUUUCACUUCCUGAAUCACGUGACAAACUUGACUCGGCCACAGAUCAUGAUGAUAUUUGACAUGCUGGACUGGAAUGCUAUGGGCGAGAUUGGUUUUGACCAGUUCUACAUGUUGGUCUGCAUACUGCUGUCACAUCAGAACCAUUUGGAACAGCAAUUUAUUUAUCGCCAUUCCCGGCCUGUCUUUGAGCUGCUUGACCUGGAUGGGGACCUGAGAAUUGACCUAGAGAACUUCCAGUUGUACAGCUUUCUCUUCAAUAUUAAAAAACAAGAACUUAAUGAGAUCUACCAAAACUUUGAUUUCACAGGUGAUCAUCGUCUUAAUUACAAGGAAUUUAAGCUGUUUACUAUCUUCAAUGUUGACAAAUACCAGAAGAGGCAGAAAGCCGAGAAAGAAAAAGAGGAGAAAUUUCUGCUCAAAAGCAAAGUGUCACAACAAAGUGAUGUGUUCACAAAAAAAGAGCAUUGCUUGGAAAAAAAAAUCUGA